Messenger RNA from Pelobates cultripes (western spadefoot toad), 399 nucleotides. The record is from the annotation of a GenBank genome assembly. NCBI's taxonomy places the organism in Eukaryota, Metazoa, Chordata, Amphibia, Anura, Pelobatidae.
AUGCCUUUAAAAAAAAUUCUACUAAGUUGGACUGUAAAAGCCUAUUAUAGCAUAGAUGUCUCCCGAUGGUCCACCGCAGCACCUGCACCAAAGCCUACACAGAGGCCUGUACUAAAGCCUUCACAGAGGCAUGCACCCAAGCCUGCAUCGAGGCCUGCACCAAAGUUUGUACUCAAGCCUGAACAGAGGCCUGCACAAAGGCUGACACAGAAGCACGAUCCCGAGAAGCAGCAUAAGAAAGAACAAAGAGGGAGACCGCAGAAGGCACCCCGACUCAGGAGACGCUGCCAUGCAACCCGCAGCUGCUUACCUGAACUUCAGUCCAGACGAGGAUGUUGUUACAAGCGCAGCUCACACCCUUGGGUAGUAUGUAAAAAGCUGCCCGCGAGCAGAUCCUGA